AUGUCGACUUCGGAUGAAUCCCCUGGUGAAUAUCUGCUGAUUCGGAACGCUGCUGAAAAAGAAAGACUAGAAUUGCAAUUCAAAUCUUGGCAGGCCAGUAUUGGUUAUCUGUUACAUCCUUCCAUUACACAGCAUGAUCGCAUGCGCAUCGCAGAUGUCGGGACAGGCACCGGAAUAUGGUUACGUGAAGUUGCAAAGAUCCUCCCGAGUUCCUGUCAACUUGACGGAUUUGACAUUUCCGACGCCCUGCUUCACGAUAAAUCGAAUUUGCCACAGAACAUCACUUUCUACCUUCAGAAUUUCCUCCAGCCCUUCCCAGAGCAGUUCAUUGGGAAAUAUGACGUUAUCAAUGUUCGAGUGAUGGUAGUCGCCCUAUCUUCUGACGAGUGGGAACCCGCUGUCCGGAAUUUGAUGACUCUACUGCGUCCUGGUGGUUAUCUACAAUGGGUCGAUUGUGCAGCCCAUAAGUGUAUUGUGAAAGCACCAGAAGGAGCUAAUCCCGUCAACGCCAACCGUGGCAUCGAGUUGUUCCGGAAGACUAUGAAUGCUUUGGGCAAGACACCAAAUAUUGCUGCCUUGUACGGCAUUUUCCAGAAAAGUGGACUCGAUUCUUGUGAAGAGCAGAUCAUUACUCUCGAGAAUCCCGAGGUUCGAGAUAACCUUAACCUUUCCGUUGCAAUUGCAAUCGCGCAUGCUCUCACAGCCGCUUUCAAAUUACACAAGCUGGAGGAUAUCCAGUCUGAAGAUGAGAUCGCGAAGCUGAAAGAAGGCAUGCUGGAAGACCUUCGGACUACUCAGUGCUACUUUUGCUUUGAUGUUCAUGUUGUGGUUGGGCAGAAAUCUUGA
Penicillium daleae is the source of this 846-nucleotide messenger RNA. RefSeq names its product class I SAM-dependent methyltransferase. The record is from RefSeq and is a predicted model, not a curated record. The coding region runs from base 1 to 846 and encodes 281 amino acids. The transcript is spliced from 5 exons. Lineage: Eukaryota; Fungi; Ascomycota; Eurotiomycetes; Eurotiales; Aspergillaceae.